AUGACCGAAAACAUAGCAUCAAAUGACAACCCAGAUAUUCGAUCACCUAAGGCGACUAUCUCGAAACGUAUAGAUUGGGCCACGACGGAAUCAGGAACUAGACACACAAGCGAGGACACAGAAGCCUCCAGAGAGCUAGAUCUUCCGCCACGGGACAUAUUCAAGACCCCUCCGCCUAAAACCAACAGCGUCGAAUCCAGUAAUGUCAUUGCUCACCCUUCCAUAAAUGAUCACCCUUCGUCAAUCGUGGGCAAAAAGACUUACAACAUUGCAACUUUGAUGGAGUAUAGAGGCUCGCUGUCUGGGAUCUCGGUUUUUGCGAAAAUCAAGCCAGAAGCUCUGGCAGAUAACUUGUUUCCGUACAUCAGUGGCUAUCACCUCCAGCAACCACCUGCCCGAACCCGAGGUUUGUCUCAGCUUUCGAACGCCCAAAGAGGGAUGGAUGGCACCCGAAGUCUCCCAUCACUAAACCUGCAGCGCAAAUUUGCUGGGACUCCCGACCGCCAGCCAUUAGGUCCACCGGACAAGGCGAAUCUUCAACAGCAUGCAGGAUUUGUACGCUUCCUGAAGCAGCACGCAUCCCCACCACACCAUCGCGUUACGGCUGGGGGCCGAAUAGUGCCGACAGGACCAUAUGCGCCCCCGCCCAUGUUCGAUUAUGCCUCUUUGACUGGCAUGAACAAUGCUCGUCGUGAGACUUUCUUCCAGCAGUCAUUACGAGAGCAGGGAAGCACCCACAAUGGGAGGGCGCAGAGUGCUUGGAAUGUACCCCAGACCUCACCACUUGACUUUCAAUUUCGAACAGCCGAUAAUUUCCACCCCAUGAUCUCGCCGAACCCGGGUCUUCAGAACAAUUUCUUGUCUACCAGCAUGAAUGAUGAAACAAACGAUUCCCAGUAUCCGGCACCAAACCUCUCUGCCCAAUCUUCUUCCUUUGUUCCUAUUGGCAGUCUGGAAGAUGGCUCUUUGAUCACCUCAUGUAAUGGUACGAUGUAUCGCAUGUACUGGAAUGGAACCGGCACGGUCGUCGAACCCCUGUCUGCACUUGCUCUUCAAAGCCCCCUUGCAACUCAGACAGAGCUUUCUGCUCAACCACGAACUACUCGCAUUCAGCGAAAAUCUAACACAGUAUCUCAACAGAUUCCUAGGGAGCCAAGACCCCUAGCGAAUACGACGAAUCAGUCCCGAGUCUCGAGCUUAGGCUCUCGAUCAUCCCAACAUCUCAAGGAUCUCGGCUCUCAGCACUUGAAAAUGCUAGAGUCCCGCCAAAACGUCCUCAAGGCAGAGCUCCAUGAACUCGAUCGAAACAUUGCGCUACGUCACUACGAACUGAAACAAGAGCAGCGAGUCACUCUGAUCUCGCAAAGAAGAAGUCUCGUUGAAGAGAUUGAUAAGAUCCGCAGAAUUAAAGAGCCUUCCUCGCAGGACUUGCCAAUCGUAAGCGUAAAGGAUCUUGAGAGACGUGCUAUCCACCGGCGCAACCUGUCUCGAUCGAGCAAAGCCUUGUCGCCCAGGGAAGAUAGGCGGGACAAUGCGAACAUGCGAGAGCAAGCUCAUGACCUGGCUCACAAACCCUUGUCGCCCAAUGCUCCGCCUUUCAUUCCAAGCAAUAGCAAAUUAAGCCCGGUGAAUGUUGAAAAAAAUAGGCCUGUUGCUCGAAUCCACCAUGAAAGCUCACUUGGUCUACUUGGACAAGCAUUGCCUGGCAUGCCAGAUAGCGCCCCAACCAACCACUUUCCCGAACUAGCCGAACAUGCUCAUAUUCGUCGCUUUGCCCAAGAUGAAUCACCGCGUCGGAUUCCCUCAGAUCCUGCAAUGAAAACAAUUCACAAGAGUGACAUUCUCUAUGCGGCGAUACAUGAAACGAAUAUCAUAGAUGGGCAAAAGCGGUUUUGCACUACUGUACCAGAAUUUCAGGAGGCGAUUAAGCGCGUACGGCAGCAAGCUCGUCUUUAUGGCUGUGCUGGAGGGUCAAGCAAAGACCCGGCUUAUGAUGCGGAACAAGAUAUUUGGUGGGCUAUCUGCGACAAAGAUCCAAUCCCUUUCCCAUCCGAAACCCCUGAUCACGUAUCACAUCCUCGCCCAUGGGAUUGGAAUGACAGUGCAUUCAACUACCGCCGCGAUCAGGAAGUACAUUCAAGAUCGAUAGCACCACUCCCUGGGAAUGAUUUCUAUCAUGAUGAACGGAAUUCUACAACUAAACGAAAACCUCUGGAUAUCCGCGAACUACUGCCGUAUGUAGAUCCCAACAGGCGAGCGUUGAGGAACAUUAAGCCCAAAUUGGAAGGUUCUUGGAAUGUUGAGGAAGAGACCCAUCCAGAUGAGUCACGAGGAUUGAAGGCGUCUAAGCAACUCACCCAUGAUACGCUCAUACAUCCGGAGAUCCAGAUCGAAAGAGCGCAGCUCAAUACAGACACCUCUAACAAGUCCAAAAACAACCGAGCAGAGGUAGCUAAACGUCGAACCUCUACGAUAACUCGAGAUGAUCUGCAAAAGCUCCACUCGGAAACUUUUGGUCUCGCCACCAAAUCCGAGGGCACACAGAAAGACAGACCGAUACGUUCCAUGGAGGAUCACCAAGCGUCGUUUAGCGUCUUGCAUGAUUCUGACGCAGGCCUAAAGACGAUAGACCAACCCGCGUAUACGGACCAGACACCUGAGGUUCUGCAGCCGAAGAAUGAUGUACCAAAGGCUUCAGCUUACAACGAAAGUGUAAAGUCACAGAAAUCUGAGAUGACGUUAAGACGAAUACCUAGCAAGCAUAAAGUAGCGAAAGCUAUACCAUUACGUGAACAGAGACAUGCGUUCAAAAAAUCUUCAAGAGACAAGAAGUCAGUGACAGAUUCGGAGAACACACAAGCCACAAGUGUCAGCUCUGACAUUGGAGCGAAGCUGAAGAGCAAAAGGCUGCGCGAAAAGGGGCAGCGAAAUUUGAUUUCGAGGACGACGCAACAAUUGAGUCCACGUGCAGCAGCAAAAAAGGCGAAGGAACUUUAUGAGAGAUCACGAUCGAAAUCCCCAUUGAAAAGGCAACCAAAUUUGCCUGCACCAGAGCCUGCACCUGGUCCACGGGUCAACCUUCCUCCAUGGAUCUUCACAGCGCCCAAACGUGAAUCUGCACCAAAUGCUUUUCUUUCAAACGAAGUGAAGUCAAACUCAGUGUCACAAUCCACGAACGACACUUUCCUUCGUGACAUGCUUAGAGGUGGACACUUCUCAUUUGCUCACACUAAGGCCAAGCCUCCAGAAAUUAGAUCUCCUACACUGCAGCCCGCUCUAGCCAUUCAUCACAUUGGUGAGCAUUCCAACAAGGAAAACGAAGCCGGUCAAUUGCUUAAUCCGACGGCUCCGAAAAUAAGCAGUCUGGAGACGAUGUCUCUUCCCAUCAGUGAGCAUCAUGGGCUCCUUCCAAGCAAGGCAGCUUCUUCACUUGCCUCGUCGUCUUAUCAUGCCAGUGGCUUCCUCCCUCAAUACGAUGGGGCAGGCAAGUCUCAAACGUCGAACGUGCAUCAACAACAUGGGGCUUCAACGUCUCACCGCCAAGCGAAAGUCAAUCUUCCUUCAUCUUCGUCCUAUGAGAGCGCCGUGACCCCCCUGGGUGAGAUAAGCCAUAAUCAAGUCCGUGGCUCCUUGUCCAGUCAAAGCAAGCAGACUUUACGCAUAUCAAGGCCACCAGUUCCAUUUGGAUUCGAUGGGUCCGCAGAUGAAUUGUCAGGCACAGCCGUGAAUGAUAAUCAAAGCAAGCCAAAUCCCUCUACAGCGGCGCAGAUUACUGAAGCGGAUUAUCUUCAGCGACGGGCAGAUCCCAACAAUGACCAGCACUACAAGGAAGUGGACGCAUUCUUUAACAAGAUUGCGGAGGAAGAGAAAGAUACUAUGGCUCGUCGUCUUCGUCAGAACACCAAAACAGACUGA
Molecule: messenger RNA, 3915 nt
Organism: Bacidia gigantensis
Lineage: Eukaryota; Fungi; Ascomycota; Lecanoromycetes; Lecanorales; Ramalinaceae
Exons: 4
Coding region: 1-3915 (1304 amino acids)
Source: RefSeq, a predicted model, not a curated record